Molecule: messenger RNA, 432 nt
Organism: Nicotiana attenuata
Lineage: Eukaryota; Viridiplantae; Streptophyta; Magnoliopsida; Solanales; Solanaceae
Product: myb-related protein Myb4-like
Exons: 3
Coding region: 1-432 (143 amino acids)
Source: RefSeq, a predicted model, not a curated record
AUGGUGAGAACUCCAUCUGUUGACAAAAAUGGAAUGAAGAAAGGUGCAUGGAGUGAAGACGAAGACAACAAAUUAAGAGCUUUUGUUGAAAAGCAUGGCCAUCCGAAUUGGCGGCAAUUGCCUAAAUAUGCUGGACUAAUGAGAUGUGGAAAGAGCUGCAGACAGAGAUGGAUGAAUAACUUGAGACCUGGUUUGAAGAAAGGGAAUUAUAGCCUUGAAGAAGAGGAACUCAUUAUUAAAUUACACAAUGAACUCGGAAACAGAUGGUCAGCCAUUGCAGAAAAAUUACUAGGAAGAUCGGACAACGAUAUCAAAAACCAGUGGCAUGCUCAUCUUAAGAAAUGUGCGAAUGUAAAUACCAAUUCAUCAACGUCAACAGAGUUUGACAAUCUUCUUAUAAAGUUUCACAACAUGAAGCUGACUGUGAUAUGA